UGUUGCAUUUCUACUGUGAUACCUGUUCUGUCCCCAUAUGUCGGGAAUGUACCAUGGGACGACAUGUGGGUCACAGCUUUAUCUACCUCCAAGAUGCCCUGCAGGAUUCCAGGACUCUCACCAUCCAGCUCCUGGCAGAUGCUCAGCAAGGACGGCAGGCUAUUCAACUGAGCAUCGAACAGGCCCAGGCCGUGGCAGAGCAGGUUGAGAUGAAGGCAAAGGUGGUACAGUCUGAAGUCAAAGCAGUGACAACGAGGCACAAGAAGGCCCUGGAGGAGCGGGAGUGCGAGCUGCUCUGGAAGGUGGAAAAGAUCCGUCAAGUCAAGGCGAAAUCGCUCUACUUGCAAGUUGAGAAGCUCCGUCAGAACCUGAAUAAGCUGGACAACACUAUCAGUGCUGUGCAGCAGGUGCUGGAGGAAGGUCGCACCAUGGAUAUUCUUCUGGCUCGGGACCGUAUGCUGGCUCAGGUGCAGGAGCUGAAGAACGUGAGAGGCCUCCUGCAGCCCCAGGAGGAUGACAGGAUCAUGUUUACUCCACCUGAUCAGGCACUAUAUAUGGCUAUUAAAUCGAUGGGCUUUGUCAGCAGUGGGGCUUUCGCUCCUCUCACCAAAGCCACCGGGGAAGGCCUCAAGCGUGCGCUGCAGGGCAAAGUAGCCUCUUUCACAGUGAUCGGCUACGACCACGAUGGCGAGCCUCGUCUUUCCGGGGGCGACAUGAUCUCCGCAGUGGUGAUGGGCCCGGAUGGAAACCUCUUUGGAGCAGAUGUCAGCGAUCAGCAGAACGGGACCUACCUGGUCAGCUACCGUCCGCAGCUGGAGGGAGAGCACCUGGUGUCCGUGAUGAUGUGCAACCAGCACAUCGAGAACAGCCCCUUCAAGGUCAUGGUGAAAUCUGGCCGCAGCUACAUUGGCAUUGGGCUCCCCGGGCUCUCGUUCGGCAGCGAGGGGGACAGCGAUGGGAAGCUCUGCCGCCCCUGGGGCGUUAGUGUCGACAAGGAAGGCUACAUCAUUGUCGCAGACCGCAGCAACAACCGUAUCCAGGUGUUCAAGCCCUGCGGGACCUUCCACCACAAGUUCGGCACGCUAGGCUCACGGCCUGGCCAGUUCGACCGUCCCGCUGGCGUGGCCUGUGACAUCUCGCGGAGAAUCGUCGUGGCCGACAAGGACAAUCAUCGUAUCCAGAUCUUCACGUUUGAGGGCCAGUUCAUUCUGAAGUUUGGGGAGAAAGGAACCAAGAACGGUCAAUUCAACUACCCAUGGGAUGUGGCUGUCAACCCGGAGGGCAAAAUCCUGGUCUCCGACACAAGGAAUCACCGCGUGCAGCUGUUUGGGCCCGACGGUGUGUUCCUCAACAAGUACGGCUUCGAAGGGGCGCUCUGGAAGCACUUUGACUCCCCCAGAGGUGUGACUUUCAACCAUGAGGGCCACUUGGUAGUGACAGACUUCAACAACCAUCGCCUCCUGGUCAUCCACCCAGAUUGCCAGUCCGCGCGCUUCCUGGGCUCCGAGGGCACCGGCAACGGGCAGUUCCUGCGCCCGCAGGGGGUGGCCGUGGAUCAGGAGGGGCGCAUCAUCGUGGCCGAUUCCAGGAACCACCGGGUGCAGAUAUUUGAGUCCAACGGUAGCUUUUUAUGCAAGUUUGGCACUCAGGGAAGCGGCUUUGGUCAGAUGGACCGUCCUUCAGGUAUCGCCGUCACCCCCGACGGCAUGAUUGUGGUCGUCGACUUCGGAAACAAUCGAAUCCUCGUCUUCUAAUCGGUGUCUCAAUUGGGAAGAAACUGUCUCAGGGAAAUUCUUCUAAGAGAAA
This is a messenger RNA of Tinamus guttatus (white-throated tinamou), 1806 nucleotides long. Lineage: Eukaryota; Metazoa; Chordata; Aves; Tinamiformes; Tinamidae. The record is from RefSeq and is a predicted model, not a curated record.